Messenger RNA from Toxotes jaculatrix (banded archerfish), 1331 nucleotides. It is a transcript of the gene mmadhcb, whose product is annotated as metabolism of cobalamin associated Db. Gene Ontology annotation, biological process: cobalamin metabolic process. The transcript is spliced from 8 exons. The record is from RefSeq and is a predicted model, not a curated record. Gene Ontology annotation, cellular component: mitochondrion. The coding region runs from base 274 to 1167 and encodes 297 amino acids. Lineage: Eukaryota; Metazoa; Chordata; Actinopteri; Toxotidae.
GUGAGCCCCGGCUGUUGUGCUAACGUUAGCUGUGAGUGAGCUGGGUCUGUGUAAACACCUGUACGACGGAUUGGUGGGUCACGAAGGUCUGCGUCUCACCGUCGGUCAGCGUGAACCUCCUGACACCAGGUGGGUCCCUGCUCCUCUGAGUCUGCAGCCAUAGCCAACGUUACGGUUGAGGCUGUGUCAGAGCAGAUGUGCUUGGAAACGGUUUCAUCGUCCACUUUUACAGAAACAUAACUGGACCCUGCAGGCAAACAGAGACACACCAGGAUGGCCUGUGUGCUGUCCCGCAAAGCCAGGCUGGUCUCUUACCUCCCAGGACUUCAUGUGUUGGUGCGUCGCGUAGCUGGAGCCAGAGCCUUCUCUGCUGCUGGAUCCUCGGGCUCAGAUGAGCCACACACAGCCAUCACUCAUUCUGACAUGGGACAGCGGACAGUGUGGCCUGAUGAGAGCAUGGGGCCUUUCGGGCCCCAGGACCAGCGCUUUCAGCUGCCUGGUAAUGUGGGUUUUGACUGUCACCUAGAAGGACUAGCGGAGCAGAAGAAGAACCUGACAUACAAGAUGAUCCCUGAUGUGUUGUCGACACCAUCCAGUAGUGAGAGACACGAGUUCGUACUGGCCCAGUUCAUUGGCGAUUUCUUCGAGAAAAAAGACCCAGCCUCGUCUCAGAGUGUCGGUCAAGCUGAACAUUACUUUGACAACUCCAGUGUGGAGUGUGCCAUUCAGUCCUGCCCUGAGCUACUACAGAAAGAUUUCCAGUCCAUGUUUCCUGAGGCUCCAUCCUCUGGCAUGAUGGUGGUCACAGUUACCCAAAAGACCCGGAACGACAUGACGUCAUGGUGUGCUGAGGUCGAACAGGAGAGAGAGCAGAUGCUUGGCAAGUUUGUUGAUGGAGCCAAAGAGAUCUGCUAUGCUCUGCAGAGAGAAGGAUUCUGGGCUGACUUUAUCGACCCGUCCUCAGGUUUGGCGUUCUUUGGCUCAUACACCAAUGACACACUGUUUGAGACGGAUGACAGGUACCGUCACCUGGGCUUCCAGAUUGAGGACCUGGGAUGCUGCAGAGUUAUCCGACACACUCUGUGGGGGACGCAUAUUUUUGUGGGGACAAUAUUCACCAACGCACCACCCAGCAGCUUUAUCAUGAAGAAGCUGCAGGGCAGCUGAAUACAAGCUCAGGGACACUGGGCUGCCAUGGUUUGGUGUCUCAUCAGUGUUUUUACCUUUGCAGCUUGUAUGUAUAAUUAUUAGCUGAUUGAUUUAUAUUUAUAGAUUGAGAUCUCACAGGGCGAAAUGCUGCUGUCAUCACAAUAAAGUAUUUCUUGACUAAA